Messenger RNA from Verticillium dahliae VdLs.17, 690 nucleotides. RefSeq lists its product as uncharacterized. Lineage: Eukaryota; Fungi; Ascomycota; Sordariomycetes; Glomerellales; Plectosphaerellaceae. Bases 1 to 690 code for a protein of 229 amino acids. The transcript has 4 exons. The record is from RefSeq and is a predicted model, not a curated record.
AUGCCCGACUUCAAAACCAUAAUUUUACGCCGACAUGACCUCUCCCACGGCUUGCAAGAAACGACCCUCUUCAAGCGCGACGACGUCCUGGGGCCCCGUGACCUUGAGCUCGCCGAUGCUCACGGCGUCAACCUGACGGAGAUGAACAGGCACUCCCUCAUGAAGCGUGACGACGGGGAUCACGUCACGAUCUGGGUCGCCCGCAACUACAUCGCGCACGACGACGGCGGCGACUCCACUGAGGCGGUCGACGACGACGACGACGACGACGACGACGUAGACGAAGAGGACCUCACCAAACGACAGAGCGUUCGCGUCGGCAAGGACGUCUUCUUCCACCGCGGAGCCCUAGGCGGCAAAACCUGCCUGAAGCACAAGAGGCAGAGCCAGACGGGCCCCAACCGGCCGACGUCGGGAGGCGUGCAGGCCUUCUACCGCUGGGGCGACCGCGAGGCCGGUAGCUUCAUGCUCCACAGCCGCUGGCAGAGCCUGGUCAUCGCCGGCUCCAACAAGGGCGCCAACGCCCUCUACCGGGCGAGUAGGGCCAGCAGCUUCCCGGAGCUGCACAUCGGCAGCCCAACAUCCAAAAGGGCCCGUAGCUUCAACGGCGUCUGGAGGGCGUCGUCUAAGGGAGGCGAGACCUGCCAGCUGCUGAUGCGUGCCAACUACGAGAUCAUCAGAGCAAAGUAG